Molecule: messenger RNA, 651 nt
Organism: Trichoderma aggressivum f. europaeum
Lineage: Eukaryota; Fungi; Ascomycota; Sordariomycetes; Hypocreales; Hypocreaceae
Exons: 2
Coding region: 1-651 (216 amino acids)
Source: RefSeq, a predicted model, not a curated record
AUGUCUACGAUGGAUAACACACGUCCAGCUCAAUCUACUAACCCAUCGUCCUCAUCCAACGAAACAAUCCAAGGCUCUCGAACCGUCACAGCCACAUCCACCACCAGCUCCUCGUCUUCAUAUUGUCCCGACUGCCCCAUAUGCAACCCUCCCGAUGCCAAAUCAGCCAAUACCUCUGCAUACGGCACCAUCGAACCGCUCUCUUACGAUUCUCAACCGCCUGAGCCAACGUUCCUCGAGUCAUCAAUAGAAGCAUGCGCUCAAUUCUGUUGCUGCAUCUGCGACAGCCCUCCUCCCUCGAUUCGAACAAGCGACUGGUCAUCAACGACCUAUCCUUCUUCAAUCUCCUCGAACUCGUACUCCUACGGCGAAACAGAGACUGGAUCCUCCCAAAGUCAAACAAGCGAUACCGAAACCACACACACACAGAGGCACAGCGACGGAUAUAAAAGCCAACAAGAGAUGCGACCCGUCAAAGACGACUCCGUUCAAGACCCGCAAAGUCUGUCCAGCAACCUCGACACCAACUCGCCGUUGAAGAUGCUCAUCCAGUCUAUUCAUCGUUGCAAAAUCCAGUUCCCCAUCCUGCGCCGUGUAAUGUGUCCCAUUGUACCACAGAAAAUGCCAAUCAAGCAAACAACCGACUUUUAA